Messenger RNA from Closterium sp. NIES-67, 1307 nucleotides. NCBI's taxonomy places the organism in Eukaryota, Viridiplantae, Streptophyta, Zygnematophyceae, Desmidiales, Closteriaceae. The record is from the annotation of a GenBank genome assembly.
GACCGCGAACCUGGCGAUCUGCGACACCUUGCUGGAUCGAUCUGCAAGCUGCAGCAACACCCUGCGCCUUGCUCGCUCACCCCCGCCGGCUUGCGCGGCGGCCAAUCCGCUGCACCGCCCUUCUUGACUUUGUUGAGCUGAACCUCUCGUAGAAGCCCUCCUACGUCUAGGCCCGAGAUGUAUGAUUGACGUAGCACCUCGAAACUUUGCGCGUCGGACCAACAAUCCCAAAAUGUUGAGGUCGGACGCAACGACACGCCGACUGGCGCCUCGUCGCGUCUCAGGGAGCGGCGCGAGUGCGAUCACAGCACCUUCCUCGGGCUCACGCCUGUGGUCCUUACUGGUCCCCCUAGCCCAAGCAGAAACAGUUCCGUCGAGACCCUUUUAAAGCUGAGGCAGCCUCAUCCCUUCAGUCACUAUUCAAACACCAAGGGCGGGCAAUCUGCAGCCAAUUUCUCGUACCGUUGCGUUUCCUGGUCAUUCAGCGCGCAGCCGCCUGCUCGUGUCAGAAAGCGCGUAUCACCCGCUGCUUCGCUCGAGCGGAUUCUAGCCACCGGCGCUCGGGAAACAUGGCCGCUACUGUAUCGCGAUCUCUGCUUUUAAUUGUUUGUGCUGCGGCUCUCCUGGCUACCGUCCUGGGAGACCACCAAACCUCAAGCACGUACGUUGCGAUUCUGCUGGGAGCCAACGAGGUUCCCAAGAACGACUCCAACGCUGCCAAGAACGCUGUGGGCGACCCGCAAGGCAUCGGCUACCUGCAGCUCACCAUCUACAAGGAUAGCGACGGCCCUAAGUGGGCCAAGUACGAGGUGAACGUGCACCGCCUUCAGGGCGAGAUGCCGCCCACCAAGACGCACGUGCACACGGGGAAGAAGGGCAAGAAUGGGGACGUGCUCCUGGACCUGCCGUGCGCGUAUGCCAAGAAGGGAGAGGGUUACUGGCGGUGCAAGGGAAGCCUGGGCAAGAGCAAGAGCGACCGCACGGACGCGCUCAUUUCUGCUCUGGGCAUGAUCUACAAGCGCCCGUCCAACUACUACGGCAACAUCCACACCAAGCGGUUCCCAGACGGUGCUAUUCGUGGCCAGCUGCCUAAGCUGUAGACAAGGGUUGUAGGGCGGUUGGAGGAAUUGCAACUGCUUUGGGAUCGAUUUGGGAGAUGCUGUGCCGUGAUGCACUAGGGCAAUGGCCAUCGGCUGGCCGUCGGAGGAACUGACUAAUGGCAUAUCAGAGGAGUUUUUGUCCUUUGUUUGGCUUCUGGAUGAAUUAUGGUUAAAUUUGUGGUGCCCUUUUGAAUUAUUUGGCUAUGG